Messenger RNA from Danaus chrysippus (African queen), 1791 nucleotides. The record is from the annotation of a GenBank genome assembly. Lineage: Eukaryota; Metazoa; Arthropoda; Insecta; Lepidoptera; Nymphalidae.
AUGUCCCGUUAUUUAGCUGAUGUAGAAUACGACUACGUGGUAGACCAGCAGCCGAUAGGCAAGCUGCUAUUCAGGCAGUUCUGCGAAAGAAAUCGCCCACACUACCACAAAUACAACAGUUUCUUGGAUGCGCUUUUGAGUUUCCAGGCGGAGAGAUUCGAAGUUGAGGUCGACGAAACGAGGGUGUCUCUAGCAGCUGAGGUCUUCGGACGGUAUCUGAAGACUGAUGACGUAGACGCCGUCACUGACGUAGUGCCGUCUGACGUCAUCAAUGACGCAAGCAAAUUACUCGAAGAUUUCACCUUUUCUGGCGGUUCCAAGGAUAUCUUCAGCGAAUGCAUCCGAUGUGUGAAGAGUCAUUUAGCGGGUACUCCGUUCGCGGAAUUCGAGAGGUCAAUGUACUUUCAUAGAUAUUUACAAUGGAAGUGGUUAGAAGCUCAACCGGUCACUCAAAACACAUUCAGAAUGUACAGGGUGUUGGGUAAAGGAGGUUUUGGGGAAGUCUGCGCCUGUCAGGUGAGAGCCACUGGCAAAAUGUACGCAUGCAAGAAAUUGGAAAAGAAACGUAUUAAGAAGAGGAAAGGCGAGGCCAUGGUGUUGAUUGAGAAACAAAUCCUGCAAAGAAUAAACUCAAGAUUCGUCGUUAAUUUAGCGUACGCCUACGAAACUAAGGACGCUCUGUGUCUGGUCCUAACUAUUAUGAAUGGUGGUGAUCUAAAGUUCCAUAUAUACAAUAUGUGUGGUGCUGAAAGCGGGUUAGGAUUGGAACGAGCGAGGUUCUACGCGGCGCAGGUCGCCUGCGGACUUGAACAUCUACACAGAAUGGGCAUCGUUUACAGGGAUUGCAAGCCAGAGAACAUUUUAUUGGAUGACGCUGGCCAUGUCCGUAUUUCUGAUCUCGGGCUUGCUGUAGAUGUACCGGAAACAGGCGGAGUCAGGGGUCGAGUUGGUACAGUGGGGUAUAUGGCGCCUGAGGUGAUAGACAACGAGCGUUAUACAUUCAGCCCGGACUGGUUUUCGUUUGGAUGUCUAGUUUAUGAGAUGAUAGAGGGUCGCGCUCCGUUUAGAGCGCGGAAAGAGAAGGUCAAGAGGGAGGAGGUCGACCGGAGGGUCAAGCACGAGCAAGAAAAAUACAGCAGUAAGUUCAGCGAGUGCGCACGCGCAUUAUGUUCGUCGCUGUUAGUGAAGGCUGCUGCGGGGCGGCUUGGCGCGAGCGGGGGACGUCGCGGCGCGCGGCAAGUUAAGGCGCACAGGUUCUUCGCUAAUAUGAACUGGGCGCGAUUAGAAGCUGGCAUGGUUGACGCGCCGUUUGUUCCUGACCCCCACGCUGUAUACGCGAAGGACGUGUUAGAUAUCGAGCAGUUCUCAACAGUGAAGGGAGUGAAUCUGGAUGCGGGAGAUGAUUCGUUCUACUGCAAGUUUAGUACCGGCUCCGUCAGUAUACCGUGGCAGAGAGAGAUGAUAGAAACCGGGUGCUUUAACGAACUCAAUGUGUUCGCUGAGGAUUCAGGUCGUGAGUGUCGCAGUCAGGAUCUAUCUCUAUCACCCACCCCGCCGCGGGAGACUACAGCCGGCUGCUGCGGACUCGCGCACAGGGUUCUGUGUCCCCAAAAGAAGAUUCCGGCUCGUCUUAGACCUAUCCCGGUUCCCGAACAUUUGUUACAACCUUCAUCACCGGCGCCAAACUCCUCCAACGACACGCCAAACAAGACGCCCGAUGUUCAAACCACACCGAACGAUGUUCAAAACGCACCGAACGAGGUUCAAACCGGAACCGAACAGAACAGCUGA